AUGCAAGUUUAUACGACAACAUUCAUCGCUUCAACCAUUAGUGGCUUGACUUUAAUCGCUUGCCUUGUAGCGAUUCUAAGCAUCUACAAUGAUGCCACAACAAACGAUCUUUGGAAUGACAUGAUGGUUCUCGGUCGCCAGAAACGUCAUAAACGUCAGAAUUACGGUGAAGGAGGCUCGACUGAUUACGGUGGUCCUAAUCCACAAGCCAAUCUUCCACUUGAUUAUAGUUCGAAUCCACGUGGCGAUUAUGGUGGACAGAUAAACUUAGGUGCAUUUCCAGGAGGUCAAGGUUAUGGCAGUCAAUCAUUUGGUGAAGCCUCGAGAAUUCCACCAUAUGUGAGACCACCGAGUGUACCACCGUUAUUGCAAGAAGGUCCACGGCCCGUAAGUGGUGGCCGCAGUAAAUGUGAAUGUCGCGUGUCCAAUAAAUGCCCACCUGGACCACCAGGACCACCAGGUGAACCAGGAAUAAAGGGCAUGGAUGGGAUGCCCGGAAUAGAUGGCAAGCCUGGAAUUGAUGCAGAAGAUAUGGAACCGCAAAGAGAAACGACUGGUUGUUUCCACUGUCCAGCUGGCCCACAAGGUCCACAGGGAGCACUCGGUCGCCCAGGACCAAGAGGAAUGGCAGGUGCAAAAGGACAACCUGGUAUGCCAGGAAGAGAUGGAAAUCCUGGACCACCAGGAGAAGCUGGGCCUCCUGGGCCACCAGGUCGAAAUGGGCCACCGGGUUUACCAGGAGACAAAGGACGAGAUGCUGAACAAAUUAUUGGUCGACCUGGCCCUAAAGGGAAACAAGGGGAACCAGGCCCACCUGGACCACCGGGCCCGAAUGGCCAAGAUGCAGCACCGGGCGAAGCUGGACCUCCAGGAAUUCCGGGAAUUCCUGGGCCUCAAGGGCCACGAGGACCAGAUGGCCAACAAGGUGAAGAAGGACCGAUUGGUAGACCUGGAAGAGAUGCCGAGGUUUCUAUUUUUUCUUAUGACCAUCGGCCAUAA
Molecule: messenger RNA, 999 nt
Organism: Dracunculus medinensis (Guinea worm)
Lineage: Eukaryota; Metazoa; Nematoda; Chromadorea; Rhabditida; Dracunculidae
Source: the annotation of a GenBank genome assembly